AUGGGGGAUAUUACUGCGUUGACGGCGCGACGCGGCCAAAUCAAGGCCGUCUUGACGCGAUUUCAAACUUACAUUAGAUCGGCCGAAUGUAACAUAACUCAAGUUGUACCACGGCGUAAAAAAGUGGAAGAGGCAUGGUAUAAUUUUGAAAGUGUACAGUCGGAGAUUGAGGUUUUAGAUCAUGCAAAUCACACAAAUCAUUCCGAAUACAGAGAAGACUUCGAAAAUUUGUAUUUUGAAAUUAUCGCACAAGCUGAGCAAAUGACGAACACCAAUAGACCGGAAAUAAACACGAAUGAACAAGGGGAAGCUUCCCCGCGAAUGUCAUCGCGUGUAGGUAGCAGCGGUCCCGCGUCAUCGACAAUUAAACUGGCCCCGCUAAACAUACCAGUUUUUAACGGAAAGUACGCGGACUGGACACCGUUUUACGAUAUGUUCAUGGCGUUUGUUCAUACAAAUGAUAAAAUAACGCCGAUACAAAAAUUUUUUCAUUUGCGUGCAUCUUUAAGUGACGAACCUGCGAGUUGCAUUAAAAAUCUUGAAACAACGGCAAACAACUACGAGUACGCUUGGAAAACGUUAAUAUCGAGAUAUAGAAACGAAAAAUUAUUAAUUCAGUCACACGUUAAAGGCAUAUGUGAGUUAAGUGACGUAAAAGAAAAUUCGUCAAGUAGUUUAAGACAAUUUUCUGACGCAUUACGGGGUCAUAUGUCCGCGCUAGAGGCGUUGAAACAACAGCCAAGUAACUGGGGCCCACUGUUGACGCAUAUUAUUUGCACUAAGUUGGACGCGAUCACUCUAAGUGAAUGGGAGAUGAAGUCGCCAAAAAAUGAAAUUUCUAAAGUGGAAGAUUUAGUAUUAUUUUUAGAUGCGCGUUCACAAGUUUUGGAAGCAAUUGAGUCGUCAAAGAACAUUUCUAAAAUCGUUGAUUUGGGCUAUGAAAACAAAAAUGAAAAUCGAAAAAAUAAGUUUGGUAAAAACAAUAACAUUACUACAUCGUUAGUAUCUACAUCGGAGAUAAAAUGUUAUGCAUGUGACUUGUCACAUACAAUCUACAAGUGCCCUUCAUUUUUAUCGUUAACAGUAGCCGAGCGUAUAAAAAGGGUUAAUGUACUAGGACUCUGCAAGGUAUGUUUGCGCAAACACGAAGUUAAACGCUGUCUUUCGCAAAAUAAUUGUUAUAAAUGUCAUAAAGCACAUAAUACGUUACUGCAUUUAAUUAUGCCACAAAAAUACAAUGCAAAGAAUUCGGAUGAGGCUUCAAAUAAACAAGCAGCAAAUACAUCGACAAGUGCGCAUGCGUCCAGCGUCGAUCACGAGAACGUACUAUUAUCAACGGCCGUCGUGCGAGCAAUAGGGAAGUGCACAAUAUCAGUCUUAUGUCGAUCCCUAUUGGAUUCGGGAUCACAAAGUAAUUUUAUAACUGAAGAAAUUGUUCAAGCCUUGAAAUUAAAAAAAAUUAAAACGAAUCAUCAAAUAAACGGUAUAGGUGCUAUUACGCAACACGCGCACUCAUACGUACACGCGCGUUUCGAGUCCCGUUUCAAUAAUUACAAUUUUUCGUUAAAAAUGCUAGUGGUUCCAAAAAUUACAGGCGACUUACCGGCAAAAAAUAUUACCGAUCUAUGUGGUAUGCCGGAAAAUAUCAAGCUAGCCGAUCCGUUAUUCCGCGUUCCUCAAAAAAUAGAUAUUUUAAUUGGUGCCACGCACUUUUAUGAUUUAUUAUGCGAGCGACAAAUAAAACUACAUCGUAACGGCCCGGUGUUUCAAGAAACCAAGUUGGGUUGGGUUGUAUCGGGGCCGGUGUCGAGCUUAGAACGUGAAACUGAAAUGACAAAUAGUACCGUUCAUCAUACUACAUCGACACACACGGAAUCAAUUUUGGAAAAUACAUUACCUUGUUUCUGGCGUAUGGAAGAAAUUAUAAUUGAUGCCCCAUUAACAGCAGAAGAAAAAAUAUGCAAAAAAUAUUUUGACGAUACUGUGUCGCGUGGUAAAGACGGACGUUUCAUUGUGCACCUGCCAUUUCGUAAUAACAUAUUAAAGGUAGGAAAUUCAUACGAUAUCGCCAAACGACGUUUUUUAUCUCUCGAGCGGCGACUCGAAAAUAAUACAGAACUAAAAAAUGAAUAUAUUAAAUUUAUGAAUGAGUACAAGGAAUUAGGACACAUGGAACAAGUAUUCGACGAUGAUUACACCAAUAACGUCAAUACAUGUUACUUGCCACAUCACGCGGUUAUGAAAGAGUCUAACACGUCGACGCGGUUGCGAGUAGUCUUCGACGCGUCAUGUAAGUCCGACAAUGGCGUAAGUUUAAAUGACAUGUUAUUAAAAGGACCAGUUCUCCAAGAUGAGUUACUAUUCAUUCUUACAAGAUUUCGCACGCAUAACUACGUGUUAUCAGCCGAUAUCGUAAAAAUGUACCGACAGUUUUGGGUAGCCGACAAACAUCGAAGUUUUCAGCGAAUACUAUGGCGGGAGGACCCAAGUGAACCGAUUAAAAUAUUCCAAUUAAACACUAUUACGUACGGAACAGUACCCGCAUCGUUUUUAGCUACCGGUUGCCUGAAUAAACUAGCGGAAACGGUACGUAACACACAACCUGAAGUUUACGCCGCGAUAACACACGAUUUUUAUAUGGACGACCUCUUGGGUGGUGCUGACACCUUAGAAGCAGCGAUACAACUACGUGACGGACUCAUUGAAGUUUUGGGAUCGGCGGGGUUGGAAUUACGAAAAUGGACGUCAAAUAAAAUUAAGUUAAUUUCUGACUUGUCGAUAGAUGUUAAUGAUGGUAAAAAUAUCGCCACACACGAAGCUAUUAAUAAUUCGAUAAUAAAAAUACUCGGAUUAUAUUGGAGCUCCAAUGCGGACACGUUACAAUUCAAAGUACACGAAGAACACCUCAAAGACAGUAAACAAAUUACGAAACGCGAAAUUCUGUCAAAGAUAGCGUGUUUGUUCGACCCACUUGGAUUGAUCGGACCAGCUAUUGUUCGUGCUAAAUUAAUUUUACAACGGCUAUGGCUGUUGAAAGUGCAAUGGGACGAACCACUUCCAAAUAGUAUUCAGGACGAAUGGAAAGAGUAUAGAACUUCGUUAAUGUCAUUAAAUGAAUUGGUUGUACCACGAAAAAUUAAGGGUGACGGUAACAUAAUUAAUAUUCAAAUUCAUGGUUUCGCCGAUGCAAGCAUUGAAGCUUAUGGGUGUUGCUUAUUUUUACGUAGCACAAAUUCAGAUGGCGUACACACGUCCAAGCUGAUAUGCGCAAAAUCAAAGGUCGCGCCACUCAAGGUCGUAUCGCUACCGCGAUUAGAACUAUGCGCCGCGGUACUACUGGCGAGACUAGCAAGUAGAGUUAUUCCAAAAAUACAACUAGACGUCAGCAAAAAAUAUUUUUGGUCUGAUUCGAAUAUAGUGUUAGCAUGGAUAGAUUCUCAGUCAACAAAAUGGCGUACAUUCGUUGCCCAUCGCGUGGGAGAGAUACAAGAAAAAACGUCGGUAGCUGAUUGGAAUCAUGUUGACACGAAAGACAAUCCAGCUGACAUUAUUUCUCGAGGUUGUUGUCCGUCCAAAUUAACCAAUACAUCGUUGUGGUGGUAUGGUCCUGAUUGGUUGGUAAACGAUGAAAAAAACUGGCCUAAAUCGAAUAAAAACGAAAAUAUUCUAAAUUUAGAAAUACCUGAAGCUCGGUCAGUGACCUUAGCUACGUUCGACGCAAGACCGCAAUAUCCGUCACUGAUAAACCGAUACUCGUCUUUAAAUAGAUUAUUGCGCGUCGUAGCGUAUUGUUUACGUUUUUGUUAUAACCUGUCGCAUAAAAAUUCAAAACUCGACGGUGUGUUAAGUAUCGAAGAAAUUAACAAAGCACGGAUAUCUAUAAUAAAAUGUAUUCAAAGGGAAGCUUUUGCGCGUGAAAUUCGAGAUUUGAUUAAUUUAAAUAAGGUAGCCGUAUCGAGUAAAUUAUUCCGACUAUGUCCGUUUUUAGACGAAAAUAAUAUUGUACGUGUAGGAGGACGAUUGAAAAAUGCCUCUACGUUAGACGUCGAUCAGCGCCAUCCAAUCGCAUUGCCGGCGGAUUGUCACUUUACACGGUUAUUAUUUGAGUAUGAGCAUAAGCGAUGCAUGCAUGGAGGUCCACAGGCGACACUAUGCUCGAUACGCAUACGAUAUUGGCCGAUAAAUGGUCGAAAUAUAGCCAGAAGUGUAGUGCAUGAAUGUGUAACGUGUUUCCGUUAUAAACCAAUAGUCGUGCAGCCGAUUUUGGGCAAUCUACCCGCGGAACGAGUAGAACCGACGCGCGCUUUUUCAAGUUGCGGUAUUGAUUUUGCCGGCCCUUUUAUGAUCAAGACAAGUGUGCGGCGUAAUGCCCCUUUAGUAAAAGCGUAUGUAUGUAUUUUUGUUUGUUUUUCAACAAAAGCAGUACACAUGGAAUUAGUCGGAGAUCUGAGCACACCAGCAUUUAUUAACGCAUUAAAUCGUUUUUUUGACCGACGAGGAAGAAGUAUUACUAUUUAUACCGACAACGCGACUAACUUUGUUGGAGCAAAUCGCAAAAUGAAGGAAUGGAGCGAUCUAUUUCAUUCGGAACAAAAUAAAAAAAAGGUACAUGACGCGUUAACAGACUUCGGCGUUCAAUGGCGUUUUAUUCCCCCGCGAUCACCGCACUUCGGUGGGUUAUGGGAAGCCGCGGUCAAGUCCAUGAAGCAGUUAUUACAGAAGACUGUAGGUAACGCUCACUUGCGUUUUGAAGAGCUUAGUACUGUGCUUACGCGUGCCGAAGCUUGCCUAAAUUCCCGACCUAUUACUCCUAUGUCAUCCGACCCAAACGACACGUCCUUUUUGACCCCAGGUCAUUUCCUUAUAGGCGACUCACUUUUAUCGAUACCGGAACCCGACUUGUCAAAUAUACCGACAAGCCAUUUGUCGAGAUGGCGUCGCGUGACUCAAUAUUCACGAACUAUCUGGCAGAAAUGGAGUCGUGAGUAUUUGAAUCAGCUACAAGAGAGAAAGAGGUGGGCCGGUGCCAAGGGACCUAAACUGGAAGUGGGUACCGUGGUAAUAAUGCGAGAAGAUAACCUCCCUCCAUUAAGAUGGCGUUUAGCGCGAGUUACAAAGGUUAUUGCUGGUGAUGAUGGUGAGGUGCGGGUCGCUGAAGUCCAAACUACGACGGGACAGUUCACGCGGGCAGUUCGACAAUUGUGUCCAUUGCCGUUUAAAGAAAACGGCACUGAGUAG
This is a messenger RNA of Macrosiphum euphorbiae (potato aphid), 5238 nucleotides long. The record is from the annotation of a GenBank genome assembly. Lineage: Eukaryota; Metazoa; Arthropoda; Insecta; Hemiptera; Aphididae.